Durusdinium trenchii is the source of this 6045-nucleotide messenger RNA. The record is from the annotation of a GenBank genome assembly. NCBI's taxonomy places the organism in Eukaryota, Dinophyceae, Suessiales, Symbiodiniaceae.
AUGGACUAUGAGAACUCUGUGAAGAAUUGGGAGCGCUACUUCGGCCAACACAGGCAGCAGAACAAGAUCUUGAAGGACAUCACUCAGAACGCCACGGGUGUGGGCGCAGCGAACCAGACCAUCGCCAGCAACCAGAGUGCCAACACCAACAGCAUGGGACAGACAGGUGAUCAGCGGGUCACCACCAGAACCGUGAUGAAGGUCAUCAACAACUUCCUCUUCCAGUUCAGCACCGAGAAGAUGGACCAGACCAACAAGGCCGGCAUUAUCCGAUUGAUGCCCCAUGAGCUCUUGAAGAUGAGCCCUGCUGAUGUAGACACCAGCCUGGUUGGCACGGUCAGUAGCUGGAUCGCCGUCCUGGGCGAGCGCUUCGCCACGCCUCCGCCGCCCUCGGUGCUGCGCAGCGCGGGCGUGCCGGCGCCGCGGGGCGCGAUGCCGGAGCCGCAUCUGGACGCGGCCACCUGGGAUACGCAAGUGCGCAAGGCUGCGGGUGAAUCUUGGGGCCCCUAUGCGCAGCAGAUUUUCGCAAACUUCUGCCUGCCCAUUGAGAAGAGGGUGAGUCUCCAUGAGUUCUUCUUGGGGCUGAUUUGCUGCUCCAAGGGCACUGUCUCCGAAAAGGCCAUGGCACUGUUCCACCUCUUUGGCUACAUUGGUCCUGAGCCCAUGGUCCACCACAUCAACCCCAUCUCCCAUUCCACGCACAUCAUCAUCGAACGGAACGAGGGCAAGAGCUACCAGGAGGAAAGCAACUUCUUGAAGGCGCCGCGGGAUGAUGAGAUCAAGACCAUGGCACUGCACUUGCAGAUCUAUGUCUACGCCUUUGGCGCCAGCGGCAUGGUUGAGGUGGUCCAGGGCGAAGUCUUUGUGCCAACGUUGGUGCCUUUCGUGACCAAUGCCUUAGUGGGCGACAACCCACGGACCUUCACCAUUUGGGGGCCGGAGAAGCAGCUGCCACCGGGCUUCAGCCGGGAGAACGACCCGGCGCUCUUGACAGAUCACGGAGUGAGACCCUAUGUGGGUGAUAUGGUCUUGGACUUGAAGUGGAUGCCUGAAAGCCCUGCCAAGCCGGAAGUCGGCCAACUGGGCAUCCAACUCCACAGCGUUUCCCUCAACCUGGACGCUCCCGAGACCAAGAACCCUCGCGUGGAGGUCUACACCUACACGGAGAGUGGCGAGAAGAUCCAGUUGAAGCGAUGGGAUCCUCGGACCACCAUGCGCAAGGUCUCCAAUGCCCUGGCCAUGGCACCGAAAGUGGGCAAGUAUGUGGAGUGGGAGCGCACCAUGCGCCGCAACGAGGUCACUGGGCAGCUCUUCAAGAAGCUGGCUGCAGGUGAUCACGGCUGGAACAAGGAAGAGAAGAUUUGGAAAUGGUCCACUCAAUGGGGCGCGCAAUACUCCGUGGAGCGCACCGUCUUCCGCAAGGCGGUUUGUGAGAAGGCGCAGGUCACCGUGGCUGGACAAAGCGCCCAGAAGCCCAACUUGAUCACUUUGCCGGCCUGUCGGGUCAUCGUCGCAGGCAUCCUGAACCGCAGCUUGCACCCGGUGACACAUCGGCAAGCGAUCUUGAUGGCGGAUCAGAUUUUCAGCCGCUGUGGAGCUGUGCCGGGCAUCCUCGAUGCGUUGAUCAUCGAGGGGGAUGUGACCUCGGCCAGCGAGAGCUUGACGAAGGCCAAGGAGGAGUUUGCUGAGCUUGGAAGGAAAUGGCAAGAUAUGAAGAAGUACAUGGUGGUGGCGCAUGAACUGCAAGUGAUGAUGAGCUCUUAUGGCUUGGAUUUGUUCACUCCAGAGGUGUCGCGCGACUCGGGCGGAAGGCCCUUGAACUUGCAGAUGUUGGAGAUCAAGGAUCCCUUCCCUGGUCAGAGCAAGACCUUGUGGCUUCGCUACUGCCGCGCGGGAGAUGGCCAAAGGUACAACAGCCGCAUCCCGGUGGAUCCCGAUGGUGCCCUGAGGGGCGGACGGGUGAAGUUGGAUUACGACUAUGAGGCGGACCCGGAGGGGGCCAACUUGCAGUUGCAGUUGAACAAGCAGGAGUUCGUGAACUGCUUCUGCUCCAGCAGCAUCUUGCACGAGACGUUGGCUCAAUUCUCCACCAGCGACAACAGCACGGCCAACGUUCCAGACGGUAUCGCCAUCAAUUUAGACGUGACCAUUGCAGAUCCCACCAAGGAAGAAGCAGAUGCCGACUUGAUGGACACCUUGAAUGUUCGUCAAGGAGUACUCUUGGAGGUUUGGGACGCGGACAUGGGCAAAUCCGACGACUUCUUGGGUGAGUGCUGGCUGCCGGCGCUGGGCUCCCUGACGGCGGCGCCCAAGCGCUACGUGCUGCCCGUGACCAACGCGCCGCCCGAGAAGGGCGCCACACGAUAUCACAGCAAGAAGUUCAGCAAGGUCACCUGUGAAGGCCACUUGAUCGUGGACGCCUCGUGGACCUUCCCCAGCGAAACGGUGCCGCCCCUGCCGGAUGCAGCUGAUAUGGAGAAGAGGGUGAAGAGAGAGGAGAUCCUGCAUACGGGAAAGCUGAAGCUGAAGAUCAUCAAGGCCGAAGGCCUGCGCGGCGCGGACCGCGGCUUCCGGCGAGAAGGCAGCGAUCCCUAUGUGUGCAUGUACGUGAAGAACGAGGCCUUCUUCCGCCAGGAGAAGGAGAAGAUUCCACCCGGCUUCGAUGAGAACGGAUGGCACCAGACAGCCUUGGGCCGACACGAGUGCUACUGGACCACCAGCACGAAGAAGGCCACCAGGAAUCCCGAAUGGAACGAAGAGAAGGAGUUCAUGCUCAGGACUGGUGCCUUUGAACGGCGAACCAAGCAGGCCUAUCACUUGGAGCUCACUUCACGCCAGGCCACGCGACACCGCGAUGACUACUACGCCGCGGCUCGGGAACCCCGGGAACGACUUCUGAACCGACUCUCCCGGACGCCCCGCGGCGUAAGACCCCCGGGGGGCAUGGAGAUGAUCAAUCCGAGUCAUGCUGAGCGGCUGGCGCUCAUGGAGAUGGAGAUGCAAAGGCUGAAAGCAGCGCAAAGCUUGCCGUCUUUAGGCGUCAAUAGCAUGGCCUUGCUCAACUCGACGAAUCAGAAGGAAGGACAGGAAGGAGACGAGAUGGGCUUCUUCAUCGCAGAAGGGUAUAGGCUCCAGGAGCUCCACCAGGACCUCCUCGCAGCGCACCAGACGCUGCAGAAGCGGCACGUGGAGCUCAUGCGCGCGCACACGGAGCUUCAAGAAGACUUCAAGAAACUCAAAGCGAGCUCAGGCCAAAGGGCCCGUGCGAAGCAUCCGUCGUUGGGCGUGGUGCGCCUGGACUACGACUAUCCGCCCGCGCCGGGUGACACGGAUUGCCCAGGCAGCUUUGGCUAUGAUGUCUACUACCGCUGCGUGCCGGGGCUCUCCUUCGAAAUGUGUCAGUCGGGGAAGUUCACGGAGAUGGUGGAGCGACGCUUCGCGGACGCCAUCAAACACUUAGAGGCACGAGGCGUGAGCGCCAUCACAGGGGAUUGUGGCUUCAUGAUGGCCUUCCAGGUUCUGGCCAGGAAGAUCGCCAAGAAGCCCAUCUUCAUGUCCUCCAUGGUGCAAUGCCCCAUCAUCGGCGCCGCACUGGACCCCAUGGACCAGGUCUUGAUCCUCACGGCCAAUGAUGUCACUCUGAAGCCACAGAAGGAGGUUCUUCUAAGCAGCUGUGGUUUUGACGUAGAUGAGAGCCGCUUCAUCAUCCAGGGCUGCCAGGGGGUGCCGGGCUUUGAAGCCGUGGCCAAGGGGGAGAAGGUGCCGCUCGAGAAGGUCCAAGCAGGGAUACUCAGGUUGGUCCGGUUCAUCCUGGAGGAACGCCCAGCUAUUCGUGCGAUCCUCUUGGAAUGUACCGAACUCCCACCCUAUGCGGAUGCCUUGCGGUAUCACACGGGGCUGCCGGUCUGGGAUGCCAUUUCUUGUGCUGAUUUCUACGUGAGCGCCUUCCAGGACAACAAGCGCUAUGGCCAAGCUGAUUGGCAGGAAGAUUGGGAUGGCGAGCAGGAGGAGUAUGAACUGGGUAAGAACCUCACGAAAGAUGAAGCUGAGCUUGUUCUGUUCAAGAGCCAAAAGAAGAAGGAGCAGAAGCAAGGUUUGGUGGCGAAGAAAGCCAAGCUGGAUAAGGUUCAACGGAAAGUCCGGAAGCAGCAGGUCUCGACCUUUCUGGGGGUGAUCUCCAGGUCGCAGAUCCAUCGCAGCUCCGCGCGAUCUGCGGCCUCCGAGGCUCCGAUCCUGGGCGUGAUCCGCUUGGACUACGACUACCCCCCAGCGGAGGGUGAUAUCGACUGUCCUGGGAGCUACGACUAUGACGUGCUCUUCCGCGUGGUGCCUGGAUUCAGCUUCGCCAUGGCGCAGUCCGGUGAGAUGACGCCGGAGGUCGAGCAGGAGUUCAUCGAGGCAGUGAAAUGGCUGAACAUGCGUGGUGUGAGCGGCAUCACCGGCGAUUGCGGCUUCAUGAUGGCCUUCCAGCCCUUGGCGUCGAAGCAUUCCUCGGUGCCCGUCUUCAUGAGUGCCAUGAUGCAGUGCCCCAUGAUCUCCAUCGCAUUCGACAAGUAUGACAAGGUCCUCAUCUUGACGGCCAACGAGGAGACCCUGAAGCCACAGAAGGUGACGCUGCUCCGGCAAUGCGGCUUCAACGUGGACGAUCGGCGCUUCUUGAUCGUGGGAUGCCAAGAUGUGCCAGGCUUUGAUGCCGUGGCCAAGGGAAAGAAGGUGGACGUGGAAUACGUCACCCCUGGAAUCGUGUACAUGGUGAAGCAGAUCCUCAAGAAGCACGCCUCCAUCCGUGCCAUUUGCCUCGAAUGCACCGAGCUGCCUCCCUACGCAGAUGCCCUGCGUGCCGAGACCAAGCUGCCCGUCUUCGAUGCCAUCACCAACGCCGAUUUCUUCAUCUCCGCUCGCCUGGACAACCCACGCUUCGGCUUCAAUCAGUGGCAGUUGGACUGGGACGGCCAGCAGGAGGAGUGCCCUCGGGUCUUGGGUAACAAGGAGGAAUUGCGCAUGUACUUUGGACCGAAGGAUACGAAGGAGAAGGAUGGUCCCGGCAUGAAUCACAACAUCCAGAUCUACUUGGGCGACAACAUGCACCAGUUCAAGGACAAGUUGGCCGCUGCCUGCAAGGCCGAAGCUGCUGUGGAGAAGAACCGAAAGCGGCAGCAGCAACUGGAGGCUGUGGCAAAUGACAUGUCCUACCGGCACUCGGUCAUGGUCUUCGUGCCCUCGCAACGGCUCCGCGAGCUGGCGCAGCAGGGCAAGGUGGGGGUGAGCAGCUACGAGUACAAGCGCCUCUACCGUAUCGAAGAGCAGGACCCCUCGUCCUGGCAGCCUUUGGAUAGUAUUUGCACCUUCAUGCACUAUUCCAACAUCUACUCCUUUGGUCGAUCGGUGGCGCAGCGCCUGCGCGUGGUCGAUGGCACCGAACAGUACCGCUUGAAGAACAACCGACUCAGACAGUUCGAACGAGAGCAAAAGAAGUACCAGGAACGCCUCCAAGAUAUGAACAUGCCCAACAAGUGCUUCGGCUAUGCCAAGUUCCAACACCCCUCGGAUGGGAACUCCUUGGAGUGGAGACCGGCCUUGAUCAACCGGUCCGAGCAGGUGGGCACCAGCAAGAAGACCUUCAAAGUCUCCUAUGUUUACUCCAGCCACAUCGCCAAUGGCGCACCACCCGAGGAUGCGUUGGCACCUGGGCCUAGCUUCCAGGAGGAGCUGGACGAGGAGGCGAUCCUGCCCGCGCCGAGCGAUCCGAAGAUCAAGGACUUCCUGCGGAGCGAGCACAAGGAGUUCCUGGCGAGAGCCAAGAUCCUCAAGGAACAGGGCAUGGCCGAUACUGAGAUCCUCCGGCAAUUGAACGAGGAGCUCAAGCAGAGCUGGGCGAAAUCCAAGGAAGCGGACGAUGGCUCAUCGGCCUACCCCGCUCAGCCGCCCACGAUGACCCUGGCGGAUGUGCAAGAGGCCAUCCGUAGCAAAGCUGAUGACGAGACGUUGAGCACCUUUCCUCCGGGCUCGACGAUGGCACCCGGCUCCACCAUGACCACAGGAUGA